This is a messenger RNA of Brassica oleracea var. oleracea, 1038 nucleotides long. RefSeq names its product transcription factor IBH1. The transcript has a single exon. The record is from RefSeq and is a predicted model, not a curated record. Bases 234 to 707 code for a protein of 157 amino acids. Lineage: Eukaryota; Viridiplantae; Streptophyta; Magnoliopsida; Brassicales; Brassicaceae. Gene Ontology annotation, biological process: regulation of DNA-templated transcription.
UAUAUAUAUAUAGUUAUAACUUUAUACAGGAUUUUGAAUAGUUGUGUCUUGUGACAUAAAAAACCAUAUUUGGAAAACAAAAGUUAAGUAUAAGGAAAAAUAAACUAUUUUCCACCCUCUAUCCAGUCUCUCUCAUCUCCUUUAUUUAUUAACCCUAAUAUUGUGCUGUUCUCACAAUUUUUUUUAUAAAGGUUCUCAAGUCAAGUUCUUCUUUUUCUCUAAGAACACAAACAAUGGCCUCUGCAGACAAACCCAUAAACACAGACGUCCCUGAAAAGGAUGUUUUUGCCCUCCACUUCCUCCAAUCCCUCUCAAAUCUCAGAAGACAAAACACUUUCAAUUCUCCUGAAAAAACAAACGAUCGUGUUAAGAAAAUCAAGAAGGCUGCGUAUGUAUCCAUGGCCAGAGCAGCCGGAGGGACUAACCGGCUGUGGAGCAGAGCCCUCUUGCGCCGAGCCGCCAAAGAAAACAAUAAAGUCGUCAGGCUUCCUAGGAGGAAGAAGAGGGUGACGUGUCUGAGGAGGAGGAGGAGUAACCGGAGAGAUCCAGUGGAGGAGGAGGAAGCGGAGAGGCUGAGGAAUCUUGUCCCGGGAGGCGGUGGCAUGGAGACAUCAAAGCUGAUGGAAGAGACGGCUCAUUACAUCAAGUGCCUUAGUAUGCAGGUUAAGGUUAUGCAGUGUCUCGUUGAUGGCUUAGCUCCGAAAUGAUCAUCAUCAUCAUCAUUAAUGAUGCAUAUAAUAUUGGCUUAUCUCCAACACACAUAGUAUUGGAAUGGAGUGAUCAUGACGCAUAUCUAUAUUUGUGUACAUAUAUUCUUAUAUGUAUUAUGUAUACAUACGUGUAAGAUAGGAUAUAUACAUACUAAAUGUGUGGAUAUGUAUUAGUUAAGUAAAGAAAGAAUUUUCUUCUUUUUUGUUUAUUUUCUUGAAUUUUGAUAAAAGGGUAUGUUAUAUAUUAGCAUGCUUAAUUUGGUUGUUUUUUGUCAUAACAAAAUAAUGUAAACAUUAGGGUUUGGGAACUUGCCGUUGGAGCUACGCA